Molecule: messenger RNA, 6030 nt
Organism: Morone saxatilis (striped sea-bass)
Lineage: Eukaryota; Metazoa; Chordata; Actinopteri; Moronidae
Gene: cry3a
Product: cryptochrome circadian regulator 3a
Exons: 15
Coding region: 183-2168 (661 amino acids)
Biological process (GO): negative regulation of DNA-templated transcription; circadian regulation of gene expression; entrainment of circadian clock by photoperiod
Cellular component (GO): cytoplasm; nucleus
Molecular function (GO): DNA binding; FAD binding
Source: RefSeq, a predicted model, not a curated record
CUCUUAUGAAACCAACUAGUGCAGCUGCAGAAAACAGGUACAGUGGGACGAGAGGCAUUCACAGGCUACAGGCACCAACCCGGCUUACAGCACCUCUCCGCACAUCAGAACCAAGGGAAGAGAUGCUUCUAUCUUUGGGCUUGACAUAAAUAUCACCUCCGGGGAGCCAGCGCAAGAAUAAGAUGGCACCAAACUCCAUCCACUGGUUCCGUAAGGGCCUCCGACUCCAUGACAACCCAGCGUUACGGGAAGCGAUCAGAGGGGCAGGCACAGUGCGCUGUGUUUACUUCCUGGACCCAUGGUUCGCAGGCUCCUCCAGUGUCGGGGUCAACAGGUGGAGAUUUCUCCUCCAGUGUUUAGAGGAUCUGGAUGCCAACCUUCGGAAGCUCAACUCUCGCCUCUUUGUAAUCAGAGGCCAACCUGCCAAUGUGUUCCCGCGGCUCUUUAAGGAGUGGAAGAUCUCUCGGCUGACCUUUGAAUACGAUUCUGAGCCUUUUGGGAAGGAGAGAGAUGCUGCCAUCAAGAAGCUGGCAAUGGAGGCAGGUGUGGAGGUCAUUGUAAAGAUAUCGCACACCCUCUACGACCUGGACAAGAUCAUAGAGCUGAAUGGCGGCCAGCCUCCUCUUACCUACAAGCGUUUCCAGACCCUGAUCAGUCGACUGGAUCCUCCUGAGCUGCCUGUGGAGACGCUGUCGGAUACCUUAAUGGGUCGCUGCGUCACCCCCAUCUCUGAGGACCACGGAGACAAGUACGGGGUCCCGUCCCUGGAGGAACUAGGCUUUGACAUUGAGGGCCUGCCUACAGCCGUGUGGCCGGGAGGAGAGACUGAGGCUCUGACGAGGAUAGAGCGCCAUCUGGAGAGAAAAGCCUGGGUGGCUAACUUUGAACGUCCCAGGAUGAACGCCAACUCGCUGCUGGCCAGCCCGACGGGCCUCAGCCCGUACCUGCGCUUCGGCUGCCUCUCGUGCCGCCUUUUCUACUUCAAGCUCACUGACCUCUACCGCAAGGUGAAAAAGAACAGCUCCCCUCCACUCUCUCUGUACGGCCAGUUAUUGUGGCGGGAGUUCUUCUACACUGCGGCGACCAAUAACCCACGCUUUGACAAGAUGGAGGGUAACCCCAUCUGCGUCCGCAUCCCCUGGGACAAAAAUCCCGAAGCACUUGCCAAGUGGGCUGAAGCUAAGACAGGUUUCCCCUGGAUAGACGCCAUCAUGACUCAGCUGAGGCAGGAGGGCUGGAUCCAUCACCUGGCCAGGCAUGCAGUUGCCUGCUUUCUCACCAGGGGGGACCUGUGGAUCAGCUGGGAGGAAGGGAUGAAGGUCUUUGAGGAGUUGCUUCUAGAUGCAGACUGGAGCGUGAACGCAGGCAGCUGGAUGUGGCUGUCCUGCAGUUCAUUUUUCCAGCAGUUUUUCCACUGCUACUGCCCCGUGGGCUUCGGCCGGCGGACCGACCCCAACGGGGACUUCAUCAGACGAUACUUACCUAUCCUCCGAGGUUUUCCCGCUAAGUACAUCUACGACCCGUGGAACGCUCCGGAGUCCGUGCAGGCUGCCGCCAAGUGCAUAAUCGGCGUCCAUUACCCGAAGCCCAUGGUGCACCACGCAGAGGCAAGCCGACUCAACAUCGAGAGAAUGAAGCAGAUCUACCAGCAACUUAGCCGAUACAGGGGACUAGGCCUGCUGGCAUCAGUGCCGUCCACCAAUGGGAAUGGGAAUGGAGGAAUGAUGGCCUACUCUCCUGGAGAGCAGCAGCCAGGGACCAACAACAACAACAACAACUCACAUUUGCCUGGAGUGUCGGGGAGCUCCGUUGCAGCGGGUAAUGGCAGCGGGAGCAUCUUACUCAACUUUGACAAUGAAGAACAGACCAGGCCUAGCAGUGCUGGACAACAGCAGCAACGCCUGCAACCACUAUCGCAACAACAACAACAGCAGCAACAGCAACAGCAUGCUGCAGGAUACCACUCAGUGCCAGACACCAACCAGACCAUCACCAGCAGCCGACUCUACCAUGAGUUUGCUGUGCCUCAACACCCAGGACUCCUCCUGCACACCAGAGGUAUCACAGGAAAGAGGGAGCGCGAGUCGGAACGUGAGGGGUCGGGAGAGAAAGACCCGACGUCCUGCUCGGUGCACAAGAUGCAGAGGCAGAGUGCAGAGACUACCUAAAGCGAGCGCAGUUGAGACCAACUGAAUCCACGUUGGAGUCACCAUCUGGCCAGGGAAAAAGGGGAAAUCCCAACGUCACCACCCAACACAAACAGUGACCAUCUCCUCUUCAAACAGUGCAUCUAAAACUGCUCUCUGUCUUUACAGUCACAGAUUCCCCCAGGGUGCAAACACAAAGGUGAAAAUGUGAUUUUUGGCUCAAUUUCUAAAAGGGCUUUUUACAUCGAGUCCUCUUGCAGUUGCGUACAGACAGGUGUGACGACCUCGGACAACUGUGCGAAAAAAACAAAACGCCUCAAACUUACAGCUCCACGAAUCAUUUGUAAAAAAUAAAAAUAAAAAUAAAAAACUACAUUGUUGUCUUAAAACUGCUGCCACCAGCCAGUAUAUACUGUAUGAACAAUGAAGCAGCUAUAAGUGUGAGUAAUGAAAUAUUUCCUUUUUUUAAAAAGCUGCAAAUACAACCACGUUGUUGCGUACACUAGUGUAAAGCCUGGCUGAUUAUGUCUGGGGUUUACAGAGAAUAUUUUUUACUACAGCUUUGUAGUAUGUUCAUCCUAAUGUGCUCCAACCAUCACCACCGCACAUGCCGACCAGUCACGUCUCGCUCUACUGUAGGAAUAUUUGUGUCACAAAUACAAUAGUCUUUACAUUGGAAAAACACUAUUUAUAUUAAUAUUUUUAUGUUUAUGCUAUUUUGUGUUGCUGAAAUGAAAUGUCUGUAAAUAAGGUAAUUGGAUUUUUAAGAAAAAAAAGUAUUUCCCGGAAGAUAAACAAUCUAUACCUUCAAAAAUACUGAUCUUUAAGCUGUAAUUACUGUGUUAUUAACCCUGAUUUUACCAGGCGAAAUGAGAGAAGCAGGUGCGUGUUCACAGUAAUGUUUCAGGGACUUUGUUGAAAAUGUUUAGAGUGAUUUCUCAGCUUCUGUCUCACUAGCUUGCAUGUAAAGGUUCUUCAGGCACUGGGGGUCCAGUUGGUGAGUGAGCACCUCCUUUUUAACACAAUUUUCACAGUAUUCACGGGAACACCUAGCACUGCCUGGUUAGCGUGUGUGAUCACUUGAUUUGUAUCGGCAGCUAAAAACUGUGACUUGUGUUGUUUUACUGACCUUAUUUAUGACGUAUAAUAUCAAACAGUCACACCGGUUUCUACUGUUGGUCUUGAAAAACAUGUUUACAGUGUGUUGCUGUAGAUUAGUUGGGAGACGUUAAACUGCUUUUAGAAUGUGGCAUUAUGGGUAAAAGAGUUCUCAUGUAGCUUUCUUUGUAGUUCUUUGCUGGAAGUGCCAUGGCGUGACGUCUUUGAUCUCAUCAGAGGUAGACAUGUAGCUGAACACAGGAAGUCAAACUUCUAGUAAACGUCAAGUAAUUGUAGUGAUUGUGUUGCUCUUUCUGUUUUGUUACUGUAGGUUUUUUUAUUUGUUUGUUUGUUUGUUAAGGUUUUUCCAUUUUUUGGAAAACCACUUCGAGCCUGAGCCUUUGCUACUUUAAAAAAAUACAAAUGAAGAUUAGUAUUUUUAGGAUUCCCUUUAACAUCAGUCAAACAUGAGCAGGCUCUGUUCUGUAUGCUUAUAGAGAAUUUUAGUUUCUUUUGUUCUUCACCCUUAGUUUCAAGCGUCCUCUUAGCAUCGUUUCCCACGUUAUUAAUCAUGUACAGAUCGUCUCUGUGGUUUCACACUUUUGAAAUUUUGUCAAAAUAAAAGUGAUUAAAUAUAAAAUAGACUUGUGUUGUCGCUCAGCUCACAGCUGUUGACCAUCAGAGCCUGGACGAUCCCUUUACAGUGUUUCUGAUUUACCCUUCAAAAGUCAGUCACAUUUUCACCUCUCUGUUUCCCCCUGCAACUCUUAAAAACAGAUCAUGUCUGUAGAAGUUCAGAAACAAAUGACUUUGGAGUAUCUCUGAGGCAUUCUGUCUUGUUGGAAGAUUUUGAACUUUUUUGCUGUGCAACACGUUCAACAACCAAAAAAAACAAACCGUUGUGGUCAGUUUGGGAGAGGAAGCGGUUCAAGGUUAACUUCUGUCGAUUACUACGAGGGCAAAGAACACAGACAGUUGGGUGCAAACUCCUCUCAAAAGGUGUCACAUUUUUCUAAGAUUUCUUAUAAAAACCAAAAACUUGCUAAACAAAAAGGAAGGAAAAAACAAAACAAAGUUGAGUCGACACAAUAAAAGACAGAUGACAGCAUCUGAUCCAAGUGAGCCGAAUUCUGUCAGAAAACAAACCAACAUUCCUCAGAAACGAGUGUGCCCUCCUGACUACUAGGGUGCAAAGAGUUCAACGAUAUACUGUACAUGUAUGGCUACACGCGACAUUUUGCGACCUGGACAAAUUUGAUUAGGGGAAAAAAAAAAGUGAUAAAAACAAAAUGGCCAAUAAAUAGCUAAAUGACCACAAUUCGAUACAUCGAUUUAUUGUAAUCAAAUGAGAAGGGUCCCAAAAUGGCCGCUGUGAAGUUGAAAUGGGAGGACUGUGUAACAGCAUUGGAAAGAUGAAGUUGGCGUCUUAUUUAGGUUCCAUCCACCCUCCUAUCCACUAUCAACUUUACUCCUGGUGAGAAAAAUGCAGUCAAAUUGAACCAGAGAAUGUAUGAUUCCCCCCUGUAAAAUACACCCCCACCCUGCGCACACACACACACACACACAACAACACCACACACACACAAACACACUUAACUCUUGCAUACACUCAUAAAGAAUUUUCAAUUAAAUUAAAAACAACUCAAUAAAUUAAAAAUCAACACUUCCUGUUGAUGUUUGACAAUAAAAGCUCUCUAUGGAAGGUUGCCCGCUUACAAUCUGGAGUAACCUAUUGUAAGAAUCAGGAAUAAAUGACUCUGAUAAUAAAGGCACUGUAUAUUUGAGAAUGUGUGGUACAUACAUACAAACACAUUUAUCAUGAAUUAUGUUUCAGCACAAAUCUUUUACAAAUGCUUAACUCCUGUAUCACACAGAAAUACAAUCACAACACUGGCGAAAAUCACUCAAAUGCUGACCUGAGCACACAUAAUACAUACCACACACACACACACAACCUUCUAAUGGUUUAACAGGAGAGAACUGAAGUCUGCUUAAAGCCCCAAUCUGCUGUCCGGCUGUGUUGAAGAGGUGUAAAUUCACAGUUUUCUACGAAUGACUUGACAUGCCAUUUCUAUUUGGUUCACUCACCUCUUUUUAUUAAAUGCUAAAAUUAAAGACAGCUUUCUGGAAUGUGAAAUCGCAGCACACAGAAAGGGACAAAUUGAAAACUAGAAAAUGAAAUAUAAAUUUGGGCUCCCCAGUGACGGCUACACCACCGUCACGCUCACCAAAAGAAGGCAUUUAGGCCUAUCUUUAGCAGCCAGUUGGAGUAUACAUUCCCGAUUUUAGGAAGACUGCAGAUUGGGGCUGUAGAUGUGACUCCUGUUUGCCCGGCGCUCUCCUGAGAAAAUUCUGGUUUAAGUGGAGCCGUGAUGACUCGUGUCUGUGUACAGUACUCAAUAUUUGUUCAUCUGUGAUCAUACCGGCUUCGUCUUCAGGAGUAAUUUAGAGGGUGGGGACCGGGGGAGCUGGGGGGUUGAAGGAGAGGGAGGGGGAGAUAAAAGUAUUGUAGUGUUUCUGUAUUAUAAUUCUGUAUGUUCUUAAGAGGUUCUCAACAUUGUUAGGUUUUUGUAGCUUUUAUCACUAUGGAAAAACAAGUUUUUAUUCCUCGCUUUUUUUGUUUUUCGUUUUGUUCUGUUCUCCCUUCUGUGACAUGAAGGUGAAAACAGAUGCCAUCUAUCAUCUCUGUAUUAUGCUCUUUCUCUGUCUCUCCUUGUGUUGUGAAAGACUUUUUCUUGUGCUUGAUCAAGUUCAUGACAGGAAAUAAAAAAUUGUUACAACUCGA